Recurvomyces mirabilis is the source of this 2394-nucleotide messenger RNA. RefSeq lists its product as uncharacterized. The coding region runs from base 1 to 2394 and encodes 797 amino acids. Gene Ontology annotation, cellular component: extracellular region. NCBI's taxonomy places the organism in Eukaryota, Fungi, Ascomycota, Dothideomycetes, Mycosphaerellales, Teratosphaeriaceae. The record is from RefSeq and is a predicted model, not a curated record. Gene Ontology annotation, biological process: sphingosine biosynthetic process; ceramide catabolic process; long-chain fatty acid biosynthetic process. The transcript has a single exon. Gene Ontology annotation, molecular function: N-acylsphingosine amidohydrolase activity.
AUGGCUCGUCACCCACUGAUACUCGCUUUGGCCGCCGGGCUGAUAAUCUUGCUCUCGACCAUCAACAUCUUCCAUCGAUUCGGGACCUCGGAUCUAUCAUCAAUAUGGCAACAGAACGCCGAUGGACUGCCGCAUCUACCACAGCUCCAGAAUAUACUAGGCGAUGAUGUCGACAAAUUCCAACAUGAUCCAACAGCUACCGAGCAGGGAUCGACAUACCUCCUUGGCGUUGGCAAAGGCGACAUAACAGGUCCUGUCGUCGAGAUCAACUUCAUGGGCUAUGCGGAUCCGAAUCAAGUCGGCAGUGGUGUGCGUCAACGAUUGUAUAGUCGUGCCUUCAUCCUUGGAUCAAACUCGGAACCAACAGAUCGUAUUGUCUACCUGGUACUCGAUACGCAGUCAGGCGACACUGCAAUCCGUCAUGGUAUUUUGCAGGCGCUGGCAGAAAGGGGUGGCGAUUAUGCAACGUUAUAUGGCAAUCAGAACAUAGCUGUUACGGGCACGCACUCGCACUCUGGACCUGGGGCUUGGCUCAAUUACUUGCUUCCGCAGAUCACAUCCAAGGGUUUCCACAAGCCUGCUUAUCAAGCUAUCGUCGAUGGUGCCGUAGCAUCGAUCGUGCAGGCCCACGAGAGUCUCUCGACGGGUCGUCUCUCUGUGGGCACGGCUGAUGUGGACAAUGCAAAUAUCAACAGAAGUCCAUACGCCUACCUUGCAAAUCCUGCCGCGGAGAGAGAGAGGUAUCAGCACGAUGUCGAUAAAGCCAUGACAGUCUUGCGCUUCACACACUCCUAUGAAGACUACGACAAGGAUAUCGGCAUGCUGAGUUGGUUCCCAGUGCACGGCACGAGUAUGCUAGGCAACAACACACUCGUCACGGGUGACAACAAAGGCGUAGCAGCCUAUCUCGUCGAACGUGGUUCGAAGAUACCACAUUUCGUUGCGGGCUUCUCACAAGCUAAUGUGGGCGAUACAUCACCAAAUGUUGAAGGCGCUUACUGCGAAUACGGUGACGAUGCAGGGCAGCUGUGCGACUUCAAGACUUCACUUUGCGGCAAUGAAUCACAGCCUUGUCAUGCUAGGGGACCAUACUGGGGCCGCAAUGACGCGGGCACAGCUAGUACAUUCGAGAUCGGUUCGAGACAAGGUCUUGCAGCGAUGGAACUACUCAAGAAUACCGCCCCUGGCGCCUGGACGCCCAUCACGGGUGGCGUAGUGAAAAGCACACACCACUUCGUCGACUUCAGCUCGUUCACUUUCCCACUUUCCAACGGCACCUACGUAUCCACCUGUCCAGCAGCUCUAGGCUACUCCUUCGCAGCCGGCACCACGGACGGACCAGGCGCCUUCGACUUCAAACAAGCUCCUGACAACCCUCAAGCUUCGCCUUUCUGGAAUGCCAUAGGAGGUCUCGUAGCAAAACCCAACGAGACGCAGCAAGCUUGUCAUGCGGACAAGAUCAUCUUGCUUGAUGUGGGAGAGUCACAUAAGCCUUACGACUGGUCACCUAACAUUGUCGACGUGCAGAUGCUGCGUGUGGGGCAGAUGUUCAUGAUUAUCUCGCCUGGUGAAGCGACGACGAUGGCUGGUCGAAGAUGGAAAGAAGCUGUGCGCGAAGCCGCGGCGCAUAGUUUGCCGAAAGGACAGGAUCCUAUAGUCGUCCUUGGCGGUCCAGCGAAUACAUAUACACACUACAUCUCCACCCGAGAGGAGUAUAGUAUCCAGCGCUACGAGGGAGCAUCGACGCUUUAUGGACCAUGGACACUGAAUGCAUACAUUAAUCGGACUCUCGCUUUCCUCCCCGAGCUCUUUGGGAACGACAAAGACUCGCAAAACCAGCACGUCCCUAGCAGUCAUGAGCAUAGUCCACAACCACCAAUCAAUAUAAACGCCUCCCUGACGUUUAUUCGACCUGUCGUCGUCGAUACCACGCCCUUCUUCAAGCACUUCGGCGACGUGAAAACAGACGUCCUUCCCGUGUACAAACCCAGGGAAACCGUCUCCGCGACCUUCGUAGGCGCUAAUCCACGGAACGACCUCCGACUCGAAGGCACCUUCGCCGCAGUAGAGAGGUUCGAUUUCGAAGCUAAGACAUGGCGACGGGUCCGUAGUGAUGAAGACUGGUCGCUCGUCUACGAAUGGAAACGCACUUCUUCUGCUCUGGGUACGAGCGAGGCGAAGAUCAGCUGGGAGAUGGGAUGGGAGACUGGUGCGUGGCGGGGAGGUAUCGAUCAAUCCCAAGAAGACGAUGAGCAGCAUGGAGGUCUAGUGUUUAACCGAAGCGAAGAGGAGUUGAGAGGUCUGUAUAGACUGAGGUAUUAUGGUGAUUCCAAAGCUCUGGGAGGGAGGAUUACGGCAUUUGAGGGUGUCAGUGGAGAAUUCAGGAUUGUUUAA